Messenger RNA from Macrosteles quadrilineatus (aster leafhopper), 1290 nucleotides. RefSeq lists its product as uncharacterized. The record is from RefSeq and is a predicted model, not a curated record. NCBI's taxonomy places the organism in Eukaryota, Metazoa, Arthropoda, Insecta, Hemiptera, Cicadellidae. The transcript has 8 exons. Bases 1 to 1290 code for a protein of 429 amino acids.
AUGGAGCAGACCAUAAAGGCAAUGCUUGAAACCUUUAAGACGCAGAGAGGAGUUAACCAAGUGGUUAAAAAUGGUAUGGCUAAGCUCGAGGACGACCUUGGUUUUGUCUUCGCCUGCCGGCUGGUGAGCAAGGCGGCCAUGGAAAGGAUCGCCGAGAAAGUGGUGUCCCUACCUGACGACAAUGCGCGACCUUACAAGAAACUUCCAGCGACGUUUACUCUCCCAGGCUCCUCACCUCUACAAUACAUCAGUAUACUCCUAGAGUAUUGUUACAGUUCCAGCGACGUGUACUCUCCCAGACCCCUCAGUCACACGUCCAGCACCUCUCCUCUACAAUACAUCAGUAGACUCCUAGAGUAUUGUUACAGUUCCAGCGACGUGUACUCUCGCAGACCCCUCAGUCACACGUCUAGCACCUCACAUCCCUCUACAAUACAUCAUUCCAGCGACGUGUACUCUCCCAGACCCCUCAGUCACACGUCCAGCACCUCUCCUCUACAAUACAUCAGUAGACUCCUAGAGUAUUGUUACAGUCCCAGCGACGUGUACUCUCCCAGACCCCUCAGUCACACGUCUAGCACCUCACAUCCCUCUACAAUACAUCAUUCCAGCGACGUGUACUCUCCCAGACCCCUCAGUCACACGUCCAGCACCUCUCCUCUACAAUACAUCAGUAGACUCCUAGAGUAUUGUUACAGUUCCAGCGACGUGUACUCUCCCAGACCCCUCAGUCACACGUCUAGCACCUCACAUCCCUCUACAAUACAUCAUUCCAGCGACGUGUACUCUCCCAGACCCCUCAGUCACACGUCCAGCACCUCUCCUCUACAAUACAUCAGUAGACUCCUAGAGUAUUGUUACAGUUCCAGCGACGUGUACUCUCCCAGACCCCUCAGUCACACGUCUAGCACCUCACAUCCCUCUACAAUACAUCAUUCCAGCGACGUGUACUCUCCCAGACCCCUCAGUCACACGUCCAGCACCUCUCCUCUACAAUACAUCAGUAGACUCCUAGAGUAUUGUUACAGUUCCAGCGACGUGUACUCUCCCAGACCCCUCAGUCACACGUCUAGCACCUCACAUCCCUCUACAAUACAUCAUUCCAGCGACGUGUACUCUCCCAGGCCCCUCACCUCUACAAUACAUCAGUAUACUCCUAGAGUAUUGUUACAGUUCCAGCGACGCUCCUCACCUCUACAAUACACCAGUAGACUCCUAGAGUAUUGUUACAGUUUCAACGACGUGUACUCCCAGGCUCCUCACCUCUACAAUACAUCAGUAGACUCCUAG